This is a messenger RNA of Pollicipes pollicipes, 252 nucleotides long. RefSeq lists its product as uncharacterized. The record is from RefSeq and is a predicted model, not a curated record. The coding region runs from base 1 to 252 and encodes 83 amino acids. The transcript is spliced from 4 exons. Lineage: Eukaryota; Metazoa; Arthropoda; Thecostraca; Pollicipedomorpha; Pollicipedidae.
AUGGACAAGGUUGAUGAGCUGAGACGAGCACGGAGGAGUGGUGUCCUGAGACGGGCACAGAGGAGUGAUAACCUGAGACGGGCACGGAGGGCACGGAGGAGUGAUGAGCUGAGACGAGCACGGAGGAGUGAUGACCUGAGACGAGCACGGAGGAGUGAUGACCUGAGACGAGCACGGAGGAGUGAUGACCUGAGACGAGCACGGAGGAGUGAUGAGCUGAGACGGGCACAGAAGUUCGAGGUCGGAGCCUGA